Messenger RNA from Lolium rigidum, 2606 nucleotides. RefSeq lists its product as uncharacterized. Bases 1 to 2424 code for a protein of 807 amino acids. The transcript has 15 exons. Gene Ontology annotation, cellular component: mitochondrial outer membrane. Gene Ontology annotation, molecular function: ATP binding; ATP hydrolysis activity. Lineage: Eukaryota; Viridiplantae; Streptophyta; Magnoliopsida; Poales; Poaceae. The record is from RefSeq and is a predicted model, not a curated record.
AUGGAGCACGGGAGCCUCUUCGCGUCCGCCAUCGGGGUGGGCGUCGGCGUCGGUAUCGGCCUCGUGUCGGCGCGGCUGACGGCGGACCCGAUUUCUGGCGCAGGCGGCGACGGCCGGGCUGCGGGGGCGGAGGUGGAGGCGGAGCUGCGCCGGCUGGUGGUCGAAGGGCGCGAGAGCGGCGUCACCUUCGACGACUUCCCGUACUACCUCAGCGAGGAGACGAAGCUAGCACUCACGAGCGCGGCGUUUGCCUACCUGAGCAAGACCAACUUGCCGAAGCACAUCCGAGUCCUCUCCGCCGCCAGCCGCACCAUACUGCUCUGCGGCCCCUCAGAACCGUUUCUGCAGUCGCUCGUCAAGGCUCUGGCGCACCACUUUGAAGCUCGCCUGCUGCUGCUCGAUAUCGCAGAGUUCUCACUCCGGAUCCAUCACAAAUACGGCAGCGCAAGCAGUGCCCUGGUUCAUAAAAAAUCCUUAACCGAGUCUGCCUUGGAUAAAGUCUCCGGUCUCGUUGGAUCUUUCAACUUUUUCCGCAAGAAGGAUGAACCAACAGAAUCAUUGAAUCAUGAAAAGAACAUUUUCGACAUGAGGACGAGUAAUUGCUGUGCUGGUAACACACCUUCAGUUCGGGUACAUGUAUCUUUAUUGCCCAGUCCUCUUUACAAUGAGUUAGAAGAUCCGGAAGAUGAUGAAAUUUUGGUGAGACGAAGCUGGAAUUUAGAUGAGAAAAUUCUCAUACAGUCCCUUUACAAGAUCAUAACUUCCAUUUCUGAAAGCAGUCCGGUUAUUAUUUACAUAAGGGAUGUCAACCUAUUACUUGGUGUUUCAGAUAAAGCACAUUCAAUGUUUAAGAAAAUGUUGAGCAAACUGUCUGGAAAAGUUUUGAUAGUUGGUUCACACUAUCUAGAAGCUGAUGAAGAUAGUUAUUACGUGGAUGAUGAUGUCAGUGAUCUAUUCCCAUUUAUUCUGGAGACUAAGCCCCCUACGGAGAAUACCCAGCUUGUGAAAUGGAAAACCCAGAUGGAAGAAGAUAUUAGGAAAACCCUGAGUCAAGUCCUUAUAAAUGUCGUUGCAGAGGGGCUCUCAGCCAACAGUCUCGAGUGUGAUGAUCUGGACUCACUCGAUCCAGAUGACGAUUUCAAAGCCAUUGCAAACUACCUAGAAGAAAUUAUGGCCCCAGCAGUAUCUUAUCAUUUGAUGAAUAACAAGGACCCUGAGUAUAGAAGCGGGAAGCUCAUUAUUUCUUCACAGAGCUUAUCUCAUGGAUUAAGAGUUUUCCAAGAGAGCAGCCUUGGAAAAGAUACAGUGGAACCAAAGGAUGAUGCAAAGAAGGAUACUCCAGACAACGAGUUCGAAAAGCUGAUCCGUCCAACGGUUAUACCGGCCAGUAAAAUAGGAGUGACAUUCGAUGACAUCGGAGCACUAACUGAUAUCAAAGAGUCACUCCAGGAGCUUGUUAUGCUUCCACUUAAGCGGCCUGACCUUUUCACUGGUGGCCUCCUGAAGCCUUGCAGGGGAAUUCUACUGUUUGGACCACCUGGAACUGGGAAAACGAUGCUUGCCAAGGCUAUAGCAAAUGAAGCCGGUGCUACCUUCUUGAACAUCUCCAUGUCUACCGUUCUGUCGAAAUGGUACGGAGAAGCCGAGAAGAUGAUCCGGGCGCUGUUCAGUUUGGCUGCUAAACUUGCACCAGCCAUCGUUUUCAUUGAUGAAGUAGAUAGCAUGUUAGGGCGACGUGAUCAAGCGAAUGAAAAUGAGCUUCCACGGAGAGUCAAGAAUGAGUUCAUGACUCACUGGGAUGGACUCUUGUCGAAGACCAAUGAAAGGAUUCUUGUCCUUGCUGCAACAAACAGACCAUUUGACCUCGAUGAAGCGAUUGUCAGGAGGUUUGAGCACAGAGUAAUGGUCGGUCUCCCUACUUCGGAGAGUAGAGAGUUGAUUCUGAAGAAGCUUCUGGCGAAAGAGAAGGUUGAAGGUAUUGACUUUAAGGAGCUUGCAACAAUUACUGAAGGAUACAGUGGAAGUGAUCUGAAGAAUCUCUGUGUGACGGCUGCUUAUCGCCCUGUCAGAGAGCUACUUCAGAAAGAAAAACAGAAGGAGAAGGAUAAGAAGGAUAAUGCAGUGGCAGUGAAGGAGGAGCCAGUAACUAACCAUAUAAGCCAAGAAAGUGAGAAGGAAAACUCCGAAACCAAGAAAGACAUGCCAGAAACCAAGCAAGCCGAGAAAGAUAAAUCAGAGAAAAGCGUCGAAGGCGAAACUGUUGCCCUCAGGUCGUUAACCAUGGAUGACUUGAGGCAGGCAAAGGAUCAAGUUGGCGCGAGCUUGGCUAGUGAAAGUGCCACCAUGAAUGCCAUCAAGCAAUGGAACGAGCUCUACGGCAAAGGCGGGUCGCGGCAGAAGGAGCAACUCACAUACUUCUUGUAGCAUGGUUCAGAUUUGUAUAUACAUGUAUGUGCGGUUGAAUGUCAUGUUGAUCUGCGCUUGUGAUGAAGCUGAUUGCAAGCGAUGUACCCAGUGGAGGCUAUCUAAUUAGGACUGGUCUUUAUACCAAAUAAUAGUUGGGAAAUCCCAGGUACAUUAUAAUGGAAUAAUGUUCAACCGUGUUC